AUGACAAGAGAAGAAGUUGCUGAGGGCUACCUCAAUGAGCUAAUCAACAGAAGUUUAGUUCAAGUGACAAGCGUCGCAAGAGAUGGAAGGUUCAGAACUUAUCGGAUCCAUGACCUUUGGCGUGAAAUGAUCGUUGCGAAGUCGAGAGAGCAAAACAUUGUCACAAUAGCAAGUGAAAGAGGCAGAGCGUGGGAUGAGAAAUUGCGACGCCUCUCUGUCCACCAUAAUUUGGAAGAUAUUCAGCAAAACAUUUGUUUCACUCGCCUUCGUUCUUCGCUUGUUUUCAGCGCAAUAGAUUCAUUGUCCAUGUUGUCAAAGAUGGCAUCCUUCGACGAGGGUGCAAGGCUACUAACCGUGCUAGACUUGAGAGGAGCACAAUUGGAAACAUUCCCUCCGGAAAUUGUGAAACUCUUUAAUCUUACUUAUCUAAGUUUGAGGGCAACCAACGUGAAAAUGAUCCCGAAAUCGAUCGGAAUACUUAAGAAGCUAGAAACAUUGGAUCUGAAACAAACGAAUGUCACCGAGUUGCCUGAUGAGAUCUUGAAGCUCCAACAUCUUCGCCAUCUCUUGUUGUACCGCUAUAACUACGGUGGUUCUCCCGGUGUAAUUGGUUUCAAAGCCCCGACGGGAAUAGGAAGUUUGUUGUACUUGCAGAAACUAUGUGGUAUUGAUGCAAGCCGAGGGAAUAAUAGUGGCAUUGUGCUAAGAGAGGUAGGGAAGCUAACUCAACUGAGGAGAUUGGUCAUUUUUAGGCUACAGAAGGAAGAUGAGACGGUGCUGUGUUCAUCCCUUGAGAAGCUAAACCACCUUCGGUCGUUGUCCGUUCAACCAAUGGGUUAUAACGAGAUCAUUGAUUUAGAUUCUUUGUCUUUGCCGCCUCCACUUCUUCGAAGACUCAUUCUAAAAGGACGUUUGGAGAAGAUACCACACUGGAUACCAUCUCUUCACAACCUGGCAAGUAUAUCCUUACUGUGGAGUAAGUUGAAAGAUGUUGAUCCACUGGAAUCCCUUCAAGAUUUGCCCAAUUUGCUUAACCUUAGACUUCGUGAUGCUUAUGAAGGAGAUGGAUUGGUUUUCAAGGCUGGUGGGUUUCGAAAGCUUAAGCUAUUGGGUUUGAUUGGCUUAGUAGGAUUGAAAUGGGUGAGAGUGGAGUCUAGCUCGAUGCCUCUUCUCAAAGAGCUACAUCUCCGAGACUGUAAAUUGAUGAUGGAGUUGCCCUCGGGUAUCGAACAUUUGGCCAACCUUAAAUUAAUUGAAUUGGAGGAUGAUAUGUCUGAAACAUUAAUUUCAAGCUUGAAUAGAGACUUACAAGGUGGGGACUAUUGGAAAAUUGCACACGUCCCUCAGGUUUGGAUUGGGGACUCCAAAUCUGGUGUUUACACUGGUCGUUAUCUACGAUAG
Messenger RNA from Rhododendron vialii, 1401 nucleotides. RefSeq names its product disease resistance protein RPM1-like. The transcript has a single exon. The record is from RefSeq and is a predicted model, not a curated record. Gene Ontology annotation, molecular function: protein binding. Lineage: Eukaryota; Viridiplantae; Streptophyta; Magnoliopsida; Ericales; Ericaceae. Bases 1 to 1401 code for a protein of 466 amino acids.